Molecule: messenger RNA, 1660 nt
Organism: Saccostrea cuccullata (small rock oyster)
Lineage: Eukaryota; Metazoa; Mollusca; Bivalvia; Ostreida; Ostreidae
Product: tripartite motif-containing protein 2-like
Exons: 1
Coding region: 8-1660 (550 amino acids)
Molecular function (GO): zinc ion binding
Source: RefSeq, a predicted model, not a curated record
AAAAGAUAUGGCUACCGCCCAGGGACAGGAUAUCAUUUGCUGUCAGUUGUGUCCAAACCCUGUAGAACAUCACUGCAAUCUUUGCCACGUGGACCUCUGUCCUUCCUGCAUAGCAAAACACAUGGCUGACAAAUCAAGCGAACAUGAAGUCGUUGGGUACACUUCUAGGAAAAAACACUCUUUUGUUCUACCACUUUGUCCCUCACACAAGAAUAACCGAUGCGAGACAUACUGUCAAGAUUGUGAUAUACCAAUUUGUAUUCAGUGUGUAAUUGGUUUGCACAAAAAACAUGAAUUUACUGACAUCAGUGAUAUUUUACAAGAAUAUAAAAGGCAAAUUAAUUCUGACGCAGAAGAACUUGAAAGUAUAAUUCUUCCAAGAUACAGAAACAUAGACCUUGGUACAACAACUGCUGACUUUGACAAAGUUCUCUCCGCCAUUAAAGAACAAGAAGAUAAAAUUUCCAAAGCUGUACUUAAAAAAAGCACUCAGCUCACAGAAGAAGUAAGCAGUCAAAAGAAAGAAGCUAUAAGACAGAACAAAAAAGGCCAAUCUUUAGCAGAAAAAGCUGAAAAAGAAGGCAAUCAAAUUGUUAAAAAAAACAAAGAUAUUCUUCGAUGUUAUGAUGCCACAACCAUAUUAAACUAUCAAUCAAGAAAUGUGGAUUUCCGAAAAGGCCCAGGAUUACCAAGUUUUUCUUGUCCAAAGUUACUCCCUGGUGUUAUUAAAGAAAACCAAAUUGCAGAAAUGUUUGGUUUUCUUCAAACAAAUAAUGAAGUGCAGAAAAAGCCUGGAAUGCUGAAAAUGAUGGAUGAACCUGUGGUGCUAUACACCAUACAAAGUCCUUAUGGACACCAUGUUAAGAGUUAUGAGGGAAUUGUUACUGAGCAUCACCUGUGGAGAGUGCAGUGUGUGGGGAUGGAUAUGAUCUUGACCAGUGGAGAAGACGCAACAAUCAAAGAAAUAGACAGGACAGGAUCCAUUAUUAGAACGAUUCGUACAAAUUCUCAGAUCAGAGCAUUAUCAAUUAAUUUUCAACAGGAAGCGGUGUUUGCUUCAGCUGGUACAAAUGAUACAGAAAUAUACAGUUUUACUACCGGUAAAUAUGAAGUUAAAGUUUUGUUAAAAACUCCUGACUGGUAUUCUGUUGGACUACACUAUACAGCAAAUGGAGAUCUACUGGUGAGCAUGCGAUCUACGGAUAUGACACAAAGUAAAGUGGUGAGAUAUUCGGGUACCACAGAGAUUCAGAAGAUUCAGUUCAACAGUCAAGGACAACCUCUGUUUUCUACUGGUGAUCAGAGUGUGCUUCACCUGACAGAGAAUGGUAAUGGUGACAUCUGUGUUGCUGACAAUGCUAGGGGUGCAGUUGUUGUGGUGGAUUCUUCUGGGGGAUUACGAUUCAUGUAUACAGGCAACCUCUCAAAACAACCAAAGUACGGAGAUUUUGAACCAUUCCACAUUGCUACAGAUGUCAAUAUUCAAAUACUGAUUAGUGAUGAAUCAAACAGCAUUGUCCAUAUUAUAGACUGUGAUGGUAACUUUAUCUGCUAUAUAGAACAUCCCUGUAAUGGAGGACUCAGUAUCGAUUCUGAUCACAAUCUUGUCAUUGGAGAAGAAGAUACAGGAAUCAUUCAGAUUAUCAAAUAUCUAGAGUGA